CCCUUGUAUCCCAGCACCUCUCCUCCGAUUCCCUUGCUCCACACCCUUCCCCGACAGUAUGCCUCCCUGCUGCCCUCCCUUGAUUCGUCCGACUCCUCCGCUCACACAGCGGAAAUUCCAAUGAUCGAAGUCCCCAAUGCCUCACCUUCAUUUCCUGCCGAAUGUCCCAUUUGUCUUCAUCCGUUGACAAUUUGGCCUUUGUCGAUCCCUGCUUUCUCGUCACUUGGGCCCGACGAACGCCGCGCUGUUGCCCCCUCUGCAAGCAGAGUAUUGUGGCUAUUCUCUACAACAUCCAGUCCUCUAGUUCCUAUCUUCGGUCUUUCCGGAUCUGGAACGUCCACGCAUUCGAUCUUCUCCUUAUCGGCCACGACGUCCUCCUAUUGGCCUCUCCGAUUUAUGACUCAUUUAGCCCCCAAGGCUUUGGAGAAGUCGCCUCCGCUCCUUGCCCGACUCAGACCGUGGAUCGGCGGGACUUGAAGAUUCUCCUCGAAUCGGAAAGCGUCGAUUUUGUUACCGAGCUUGUGCUUGGAAUAAUCAAAGCGCAUUCCAUCGAAUCAUCUGCAUCGCUCGACGCCCUUCGUCCCUUUCUCCAUGAUGCCGCUCCAAUCUUUAUGCGCGAGCUCCAGCUCUUCGCGAGCUCACCCUUUGACAUGAAGGCUCACGACGAUUUGCGCAAAGCGAUUCGACAAGCCAGUUGCUCCUCAGACCAGUCUAUCCUUGGGGCCCUUGCCUCCAAUGACUCCGGCUCUCAUCUCCAGAUCACCAACUUGCACCCGCCGCCUUGUCACACGUAG
Messenger RNA from Polychytrium aggregatum, 794 nucleotides. RefSeq lists its product as uncharacterized. The transcript has 6 exons. NCBI's taxonomy places the organism in Eukaryota, Fungi, Chytridiomycota, Chytridiomycetes, Polychytriales. The record is from RefSeq and is a predicted model, not a curated record. Bases 162 to 794 code for a protein of 210 amino acids. Gene Ontology annotation, molecular function: ubiquitin protein ligase activity. Gene Ontology annotation, biological process: protein polyubiquitination; protein monoubiquitination.